Botrytis deweyae is the source of this 2441-nucleotide messenger RNA. RefSeq lists its product as uncharacterized. Lineage: Eukaryota; Fungi; Ascomycota; Leotiomycetes; Helotiales; Sclerotiniaceae. The coding region runs from base 574 to 2067 and encodes 497 amino acids. The record is from RefSeq and is a predicted model, not a curated record. Gene Ontology annotation, molecular function: flavin adenine dinucleotide binding; NADP binding; N,N-dimethylaniline monooxygenase activity. The transcript has 2 exons.
CGGAACCAUUUUGCCCCUUCAUUCAUGCUAAGUUUACCUCUCACCAUCAUCUUCCCCAUCAAUCACCAUGUAUCACCAUUCAAACCUCUCUCUGAUCAAACAUGAAGGCCAAUAAUAACUACCCACGGACUACGAGUAUAGGAAUCUGCGAGCCGUCCGUAUGCCGAUCACAUCACCAUACUCACCGACGCCAAUAGCACCAACUAAGCUUGCUUCUGUUUAGUUUUGCGAGAGACAUAUGCUCUAAUGGAUGGGCCUCGGUAUCAUUUGUUGAGAUUGAGAGCAUGUCUCAACGGCAAAUGCAAAUAUCACAUUACCUAUACCGCUUUCCUUUCAAAUGUUUCAUCUAUUUAAGAUAUUGAGCCUCGGUGUAUAUCUUUGAUCUAUUUCCUACAUUCACUUCGAAUGUUCUCUCCUCUGUCGCUUUUUAUAUCUUCCAAUUCCUCCGUCUGGAUUCCUUAUUUUUCCUGACCCCGCCACUGUAUCUCUUACCGAGCUUUACUUUUGAUAGCAUCAACAUCUACUGUGUAUACCUCCUUACUGUAGAUACUUACAAUAACAAAAACAAGCAUAAUGGGUUCUGUCCAAAGAUCUGGGAAUUGCGAUUACGACAUUGUUAUCGUUGGUGCUGGUUUAUCGGGAAUCAAUGCUGCAUAUCGUAUCCAAACAGAACUUCCGGGCUUGACCUACACUAUACUCGAGAAUCGCGGAGCAAUUGGCGGAACGUGGGAUCUAUUUCGAUAUCCUGGUAUCAGAUCCGAUUCAGAUUUACAUACAUUUGGAUUCCCAUGGCGGCCAUGGAUGAGCUCCCAGUCAAUCGCUGACGGUGAAUCAAUCUGCAAAUAUUUUCGAGAAUCUGCCGAGGAAUAUGGUAUUGAUAAGAAGAUACAAUUUCACCAUAAUGUUACGUCGGCAGACUGGUCAACGGAAGAACAACAAUGGUCAUUGGCAGUUGAUGCUGGUGGAAGAAAGAGCACUAUAAAAGGACGAUGGAUCGUUUGGAGUACAGGUUAUUAUGACUACAGCGAGCCACUGAAAGUCGAAAUACCUGGACUAGACAACUUUAAGGGCAAGAGGAUACAUCCUCAAUUCUGGCCCCAAGAUCUCGAUUACACCGACAAGAAAAUAGUCGUUAUUGGAAGUGGUGCUACGGCAAUUACACUGAUACCAAAUCUGGCAGACAAGGCAGCCAAAAUAACAAUGUUACAACGAAGUCCCUCGUGGAUACUAGGAGUUCCCGCAAGAGAUUCCACUGGAAGUUCCAUGCGCAAAUAUCUUCCAAGUUGGAUGGCUAGUCAAUUGAUCCGUUGGAGAUUCCUUGUACUCCCCUUACUAUUCUUCCACUUCUGUCGCCAGUUCCCCAGCACCGCUUGCAAAAUCCUUCGAGCAAGAACCAAGAAGGAAAUUCCAUCAACCAUGCCCAUCGAUCCUAAUUUCAGCCCCAAAUACAAUCCUUGGGAACAACGUCUAUGCGUCUGCCCAGACAGCGAUUUCUUCAAAUGUCUUCACUCGGGAAAAGCUGAUGUCGUAACUGAUACCAUUAAAACCGUCACAUCAUCUGGUAUUGAUCUCGAAUCAGGGAAAAGCCUCGAUGCAGAUAUAAUCAUCACAGCCACUGGACUUAAAAUGCAACUUGCCGGUGGCGCCAAAGUGAGUAUCGACGGCGUCCCCUACGAAUAUUCUACCAAAUACUUGUGGAAAGGCAUGAUGCUUCAAGACAUGCCUAACGCAGUAACAGUGGCUGGGUAUACAAACGCCUCAUGGACAUUGGGAGCCGAUAUCACCGCGGGAGUAUUAGUUCGAUUGCUUAAACACAUGCGAGAGAACAAUAUAGUAUCAGCUGUACCGAAAGUUCAUGGCAACAAAAUGGACUCUCAACCCAUGUUGAAUUUGAGUAGUACGUAUGUGGAAAAGGCAAAGGGAUAUAUGCCCAUGGCGGGUGACAGGGGUCCGUGGAAACUACGACAGAAUUAUCUUGUUGAUUAUUGGGUUGCGCAGUAUGGGAAUUUGACAGAGGAAUUGGAGUUUACUACUGCUGGGGGUGCAGGGUUUGAUAAGAAUCAAUGAUUGUAAUGUUUGUACGAAUUACAUGGGAGAUGAAUCGGUUAAAUGGGAGUACGGAUGUAGAUUUGUACUGUGAGCUGAACAAUGAUAACAUGGAAUACAUACACACCGUACCGUGGGAGAAUCAGUUUUGUGAGCGCUGCGAUGCGAUCGAGCAGGAUGAAAUAAUUUCGUAAUUUCGCUGUAUACUGUGGAUGCGGAGGGGAUGGAGAAUGGAAUGUACGCAGGAGGAAGAGGAAGUGAAAGAUGGGGAGAUGAUAGCAAGAAUAAUGAUUAGGAGAAUAUAUAAAAUAAAAGAGUACAGAUAUCGCAUGAGAGAUAUUAAUAUUCAUUAUUAGAUCCAUUAUUUCUCUCUUUUCGUAUCCUUUUAUUCAUUC